CACUCGCUGCCUUUCCGAGUUCAUCAGUGGCUAUUUACCUCAAUUUUUAGAAGCUCACAGCUAGCUAGCCCUCAGUCUGCUAGCGAGUGCCGGCUGAAGAGUGAUAGCGAGCUAGUGUAGUACGAGGGUGAAGCUGAAUCUGGAAAGACUUUGUGCAUGUGUACGAGUAGCUACAUUGUAGCUGUUCUGCUGUUGGCAUCGCAUUUGUACAAAAUAUUUUCAACGAAACAACUUUUCCAUGAUCCAUGUGGAAUAUUGUGUUUCCAAAUGUUCAACAGUCAAUCCCAAGUACCAGUACAGUAGACUCUUGGUAGUAGUUCUAGUACUGCAGUACUACCCUAUACUUAUAUGUUCUGUCGUGUGUGUCACUCACUGUCUUUGCCCGCAAGUAGUUCAGUUUGGUCUGGCAGUGUAUUGCACAGCAUAAUUAUAGUAACGCCAAGCUUCAAUUCGCUUCUCAAAUCAAACUGGAUACCUUGGAAUCGGCUUCGGGAGAGGCAUUUUGCCUGAUUGGCAUGUCCCAAGACCAUGGCGACGCCUAUCUUCCGACUACACACGAAUCCACGAUCCAGGAGAGGGACAGCAUGGGCUUGCUCCUCGAUGGGAAUGAGGGCGAGGACUGCACACAAGAUAGUUAUUCGUGUGUAAGCCCUGCGCAACAAAGCCUGCCUGAGUCGAAUGUGGAUGGAGAGUCAAAUGAUGAAGACUCCACUGCCUCCAGUGAAGCAGAGACAGUGUUUGAUUGCUUAGGCUUGAGCCUGAGUGGAAACACCAAGUUUGGCAUUGGCGUGCUCUUGCUCAUUGGAGUUGAUGUGAUCUGGGUGGCAUCGGCAGCAGCGACAAAGUAUCUCUACGAUGAAGAUAAUUACAAGAAGCCCCUGUUCACCUUGUACUUCAAGACAGCACUGUUUGCCAUCUACUUGCUCGGAAUACCACUCAUCCCGAGCUGGAGAGAGCUUGCGAGUCGCUCUGCGUGGCGUCCCGUCGACGAUGUGGAGGCAGCUGAAGGCACUGAUGAUGGAAAUCAAGAGAGUGUUGAUGUACACGCUGGAAAUAACAGUCAUAAUAUGAUAGAUUAUGGCGAUGACGUCGAUGAUGACGUGUUCACGGACAUGUCCAGCUCUUAUCGAACCCACUCUGGCAAUGGCAAUGCCACGGCCAUGUCUCAGCCCGUCUCACCUCUCGUGGCACUGUCACCUGACAGCUUUGAUGCUGAUGCUGAUGCUCCUCUUUUAGCCAGCGGCAAUCACAGCGAUGACGAUACUAGCCUGCCAUCGCCGUCAUCAUCAUUAUCAUCAUCACCUGGCUUCAGUCACACUCACCCCUCUGCUUCCUCUGUGCGCUCCAGGCAGCAGGGGCGUUCUAUUGGACUUCCGCCCAUACUGUCAGAAGUCGGAGAGGACGGCUCUCUUGCUAGAGAUGCUGACGGUCGGCUUGCGGGUGCAUCAGGCAUGUCCGUCAACCCCAGCCCAUGCUCCCACGAAGGACUCCUGCUAAGGGAUGACGCCAUGCACUCAGCGUCUUCCGUUGACAACGUUAGACGGCAAAACUUUGAGAAUGGCCGAUCGCUCACGAAGACCAUGUCCCUUGUGAGCACUGGUAGCAUUGCCUCUCUCAGGUCCUGCUUGAAGAGAUCGCAUAGUGGCAGCAGUUUAGUUGAAGUUCCACCACUGCCAUCUCAAGGCAGCCGACCACAGCUAGCUCGUGGUCGUUACAGUCCGAUUACGUUGCGGCGAGUGUGUGAGCGGGAGGAACGAGAUGCCGACCACGAUGAGCACGAUGGAGAGAUUGUUGAGGAACACCCCGCUGCCGGGCAAGUGAUCAAGGCCAGGUGUAGCAGCAAAGUUCAUUUCAACAUUUCACGUGAAGUACGGGUGUUGCCAGGUGAAGAAUAUCAAGAUGCGAAUUACGCCCGUCGCUCGUUUAAUCAGGCAAGCGAAUUGCGUGCGUCUGCCAAGCGCAGAGCAAUGCGCCUGGGACUAAAGGAAACUGCUCGCUUGGCGUUCAUAUUUCUCUUUCUUUGGUUUAUAGCUAACUAUUUCUAUCAAUUGGCAUUUGUCAAGACGUCAGUUGCAACGGUCAACAUUCUCAGCUCAACUUCCUCUUUGUUUGUUCUGGUGCUGGGAGCGUUUCUGUCAGCGGACAGCGCUGAUCGUUUCAACCCAAGCAAGUUGUUUAUUGUCUUCAUUUGUUGUGCUGGAGUUGCGCUGGUGGGUUACAGUGAUUCGGCGGCCAAGGCCUCUAAGUCUGACAAAGGUGUCACUCUGGACUUAGGUGUACUCUACAGUCUCAUUGGAGCACUAUUCUAUGCAACCUACGUCGUUUUGCUGAAGCGGUAUGUGAAGGACCUCAAUCGUCUUGUCGUCCCUCUCUUCUUUGGUUUUGUGGGUAUGUGGUGUGUGGUGUUGCUCUGGCCUAUGCUGCUCAUCUUCAACUACACGGGCGUGGAGAAGUUUGAGCUACCAAACCAAGUGCAUGGCAACGGCACUGAGUACAUCUGGGAAGUGCUGGUUAUCAAUGGCCUCGUCGGUACAGUUCUAUCUGAAGUCCUGUGGCUUGUUGGUGUAUUCCUGACGUCGGCAUUGGUUGGAACACUGGCACUAGUACUAGUCAACCCACUCAGCCUGCUCUAUAGCAUCAUAGGCACAGGACUCAAAGUUGACAAGAUGUACAUCGCUGGCUCACUACUUGUAACCUUGGCAUUCGUGUUGGUGUCGGUCAGCGGGGCAAGGAAUUCUGAUCCCGUUGGCAACGUGCUGAAAGGCUGCUGGCAGGUGUCCAUGCGUACGUGGCGUGUGACCAAGAGGAGAUUGGCACGGACGUCCAGUUCACUGUACUUUCACAAUGGAGCAAGCUAACAGUAACGUAACCACCUACCGGCAGCCACUGUGUCAAGAAGAGAGAAACAACAAGCCAUGUCCGUCCCUUCACAUCCUGAACGUCACACUUCCUCCUUUAUUUUUAUUGGCAUGUACACAUUUGACGAACAAACCCUACUACGCUCCAAAAGCUACUUGUACUUAUUGUAGAUAGAAGAAUUGUUGUUGCAGGUCAACACCAAUUUCCGUUUGUGCUGUCGGUAUCUCUCGUAGUUUCUUUUGUCAACUAACAAGCAAAAACACACUACUCAAUUUUCGUACUUUUUAAAGCGUCAUUCCUGCUGCCCCUUUCCUGGCCCUUUAGUUGGACCCAUCAUUGUGAAUCUUAUCCAAUGUUGUUAUUGCUUACUGUAUUAUACACUACUGUAUUACCGUAUUAAACGUUGAUUAUAAUUAU
Molecule: messenger RNA, 3276 nt
Organism: Sycon ciliatum
Lineage: Eukaryota; Metazoa; Porifera; Calcarea; Leucosolenida; Sycettidae
Product: solute carrier family 35 member F5-like
Exons: 15
Coding region: 516-2858 (780 amino acids)
Cellular component (GO): membrane
Source: RefSeq, a predicted model, not a curated record